Cicer arietinum (chickpea) is the source of this 1352-nucleotide messenger RNA. RefSeq lists its product as uncharacterized. NCBI's taxonomy places the organism in Eukaryota, Viridiplantae, Streptophyta, Magnoliopsida, Fabales, Fabaceae. The record is from RefSeq and is a predicted model, not a curated record.
CUCUCUCUCUCUCUCUCCUAUAAUUCUGACUAGAGGGUUGUAAAGGAUAGUAGCUAGCUUACCCCAAUCAAUCAAAAAUAAAAAAGCUCAAAAAGCAUUGACACCAAAACCAAAAAAACAAACAACAUGGGUAGAGCUCCUUGUUGUGACAAAGCAAACGUGAAGAAAGGUCCUUGGUCUCCAGAAGAAGAUUCUAAGCUUAAAUCUUACAUAGAACAACAUGGUACUGGUGGUAAUUGGAUUGCUCUCCCACAAAAAAUUGGUUUGAAGCGUUGUGGAAAGAGUUGUCGUCUAAGGUGGCUAAAUUAUCUUCGCCCUAAUCUCAAGCAUGGUGGUUUCUCCGAGGAAGAAGAUAACAUUAUUUGUAGCCUUUACAUUAGUAUUGGAAGCAGCAGGUGGUCGAUAAUUGCAGCUCAAUUGCCAGGAAGAACAGAUAAUGACAUAAAGAACUAUUGGAACACAAGGCUUAAAAAGAAGCUUUUGGGUAAGCAUCGUAAAGAGCAACAACAACAAGCACGUAAUAGAAGUAUUAACAAUGUAAUUGUUAAGCAAGAAAAUAAUAACAAUAAUAAUAAUAAUAUUAGAGUGAGUAGUAGUGAAUUUUCUUUAUCUAAUUUGGUUCAUGAAAAUAUUACUCAACAACCAUAUUUGCCUCAUGUAAUGCAACCAUUGCUAUCCACACCCCCACUACCACCACCUUCAAUAUUGUCAUCAUACACAAACCAAGGCUUCAAUGACCAAGAUUCUAUUAGAAAACUACUUAUCAAACUUGGAGGAAGAUUUUCAAGUGAUUAUGAUCAUCCUACUACUACUACUACUUUUGAUGAUGGAUUGAAUCUUCAAUUCUCAAAUGCUAUUACUUCCUCAAAUGAACAAGUUUAUGAUCAAGAACAUGUUGGAUCUUCUACUUGUGUUAAUUCCAAUGUACAAUUUACACAAAAUAGUCAAUACUUGGAGACGGUGCAAGAACAAGGCAAAUUCAUCCCAGAAAUUGAUCAUCAUGAUAUGGUUUCUACUAAUUAUCCACAAAGAUUUGAUGGGUUGGAAUUCUUUUAUGGUGAAGAAAUGAAUAUUCAACAUAAGAUAGAAGGUUCUAGUAGUAUUAAUUGGGGUGAGGCUACUACUUCAAGUUAUCAUCAUCAUCUUGAUUCCAAAUACCAAGGUUAAGUUGUGAUUUACGAGGUAAGAGAUGCCACAAAUAGUAGUUACAUAGAGUGUAACUACUAUAGAGUUUAGAUAUUGUAUGAGGAGUAAUUAAUAACAUUGUGUACAUUAUUUUUAAUUGCUAUCAUUGUUUGUUUAAAGUUUAUUAUUAGAGACAAUAAAAUUGAAUAUAUAUGUGUCUUCUCUUA